Messenger RNA from Magallana angulata, 1299 nucleotides. Its product is annotated as marginal zone B- and B1-cell-specific protein-like. The transcript has 4 exons. Lineage: Eukaryota; Metazoa; Mollusca; Bivalvia; Ostreida; Ostreidae. The coding region runs from base 140 to 772 and encodes 210 amino acids. The record is from RefSeq and is a predicted model, not a curated record. Gene Ontology annotation, biological process: regulation of B cell proliferation. Gene Ontology annotation, cellular component: extracellular region; endoplasmic reticulum chaperone complex.
CGCACCCGACUUAAACGCGUUAAACGUGUUACAAUGCGAUUCGCCUUCGGAUUAUAAUCAUGAAAGAGAUUAAACUUAUUCGAGUGUAUACUUUAACAUAGUACUGUCUGAUCAAUAACAGACACACGGGGUACUUAGAAUGUCCGCCACAAAGUUCCGUCCAGUGAGCCUUUUCUAUUUUACCGCGAUAGUUUCCGUUUUAUUUCUCGGAUACACAGAAGCCGAGGACGAUAUCAAGUUAACUCGACACAACAAUGGAGACGACCCUGAAGAUCUAGAGGAAAGGGAGGGAAUGAUUCGUCUGUCACCCCCUACACUUGACGACGAGGAACAAAACAGCCCGCAUAUCCCAAAGGCUCUACGCUGUGACGGAUGCCGCGCAGUGGCUUACCAGCUUUCUUCAGAGUUUCAAAGAAGACACAAGAACUUACCAAAAAAGAAAAAGAAAUUGUCUGAGUCAGAUGUGAUUGAAGUAGUGGAGACAGUCUGCGGUAGUGGAUUUGAGAAUUAUGGGCUGAAGGCAGUCGAUGGAGUUAACAGAGUAUCAGGACCAGGUCUGGAAUCAGAGAAAUCCCCAGGGAUGAUGCAGGGGGGAGGGAGAUGGCCACUCAGAUUUCAGAACAUGUGCAAUGCUUACGUUGGAGAACUUGACGAGAUGGGGGUUUACGAGGGUUUCCUGGAAGACAACACACUUGAAGACUUCCUGUGUCGCAGAGACGGCCUGUUCUCUUACUGCAAAAACACCCCAGCCCCAAACAAACAGGAACUCUGAUAGGCACCUUCUCAUCCUAAAAAUAUUUUGUUGUAAAUCCUUUCUCACAAUUCUCAUUUCCUGCCAGUACCAACUUUAUGUUCAUUGAGUUCAACUGGUUUCAGUUUUAGCGAGAUUGUGGUUUUUUUUCCCCCCCGUGUCAGUUUUUCACAUUCCCAUAACACAGUGUGUAUCUUUAUAAUCAUUACAUAUUAAACUUGGCAUCAUUUUAAUACAUGUUUGUAUGAUAUUCAUUUGAAUACUCGCUACAUAUAUUUAUGAUGUUUGUUAGUGCAAGCGUACAAGUGCCUCAUGUUCUAACACACAUUUCUACUUUGAAGAAGCAAUAUUCAUUUCUUUGUAACUUUUUAUUAAUGAACAAAUGAGAGAUAUCUUACUUUAAAGAUAGGUAUACCGGUACAUACAAGUUUCAACAUACUUGUUACAAGUAUGUUAUAUCCAGUUUUGGAGUCUGUGAAUCUUUUUUAACGAAAGAUGUUCUGUUGUUGUGUUUCCUUAACUAUUUCAAAUAAAAAAUAUUCUCUUUU